This is a messenger RNA of Triticum turgidum subsp. durum (durum wheat), 1218 nucleotides long. NCBI's taxonomy places the organism in Eukaryota, Viridiplantae, Streptophyta, Magnoliopsida, Poales, Poaceae. The record is from the annotation of a GenBank genome assembly.
AUGCAUGCGCGCAUGGAGCAGAGUGCUCAGCUUCUGACGCCAACACUGUCAAGGCCCAAGCUCACCACCAACGCCGACGAGCUCCCCGAAGCUGUCGUCCUCGAGGAUGAGGGCGCCGCCAUGGCCGGCUUCGUGGGCCUCCUCCGCCAGCUCGGGGACCUCGCACAGCUUGCCGUGGAGGUGUUCGACGGCCUGCACCACCAGGCCACGGCGGUGUCCGCACGGGCGCGCGGCCUCACGCUGGGGGCGCGGCGGCUCGAGGCGGAGCUGACGCUCGUCGAGGAGGGGCUCCGCCGUCGUCGGAGUGCACGGCCCUGCUUCCUGCAGCAGCAGGACGUCGCCGUUGCCUGCAGCUAUUCAGCCUUCUCGCCAGCCAUUCGGUCAGAAGGCUUGUGUCGUGUCGCAGGCCACGGCGUGGAUCGGCGCCGCGCAAGUGCCAGGCCGGUGAAUCACGGCGUGAUUGUGGUGGGAGGAACGAAGCCUCGUUCCAUCGCGGAGCACAUCCGGCGAUGCCGCGGGCCUCCGCAGCUGUCCAUGCUUGACAAGUAUGAUGCCGGCGGCGAGGGGGCGUGCCUGAAGCGAUACACGGACCCGUCCUUCUUCAGAGCCCAGUCUGCCAAGCAUGAGCUUUUCUUGCAGGAAACCAAACCAAAGCUUCAGAGUUCACACAAAUGCUCCAAAUUCAAAACAGAUGCCUUGCUCGAUAUGCUCCGGCAACUGAAAUAUCGACACAUCAUCGGAAGAAUCAGGCGUCAAAUGCACAGCUCUCACAAUCAGGAUUCGCCAGAAGAUGAAGCAUCCGAAGCACACGUUUUGUCUCCAUCGGAUUCGCCUGAAACAUCAAAUACCAAAGUGCCAUGCCCUUCGGUACCAGUGAACAAGGAGAGGAGCAGUGAGCUCGUCCAGAGGACCAGUUCGUUCGGGGCAUGGCUCUCUCCGGAUGCAGCUUCUACUCAUGCGUCUGACAUCAUACAAGAAACCAAUGCUGAUGGAUUUGCCAGCCAUGGCGCAAACAAGGCCGAUGACAAUGCCAACAUUGCGACAAAUGCUCGUAGCGCCCUUAUCAACUUCAUCGCCUCAAGGGUCGAAAGCUCGCCGAGGAAGCUCUCUGUCAGGAAGCAUAGUGAUCCUUUAACGGAAUCCUUCCGGAACAUGGCUAAGAAGGUGCUGCUUGAGAAUGAAUCAGCACAUUCGUCACAACGAACUAGUGAAUUCUGA